AUGGCCGUUGGUGCUGCUGAACACGCUAAUGAGCGUCGCCACGAUGCUCAAGAGGCAUCCUUCGCCCCUGAUACCCACAGACCGUGGCACGCUCAUUCCCGAGCAUAUUUGCUUGCCGCUGUCGGUUUCAUGGGUAUCUUCCUUUUCGGUUACGACACCGGUCUCGGUGGUGGUGUAAUCGCACUCCCUACUUUCGCCAAAGAAUUCAAUAUCACUGGUUCUAAAGCACACAUCGCUGCUCUCCAAGGUAACAUUGUCGCCAUUUUGCAAGGUGGUGCUUUCUUCGGUGCUAUCGGUGGUGCACCACUCGAGGAUUAUUUAGGACGAAAAUGGUCAUUGAUGGUCGGUUGCUGGAUCUUCAUUGUCGGUGCCAUCCUUCAAGUAGUCGCCACAAAUUCACUUAGUCUUGUUUAUGGUGGUCGAUUCGUUUCAGGUUUUGGUGUCGGUCUCAUGAGUAUGGUUUGUCCUACUUACGCGUCUGAGAUCGCUCCUAAAGAACUUCGAGGACGAAUUACUGGUAUGUUCCAGGUCAUCGUUGUUAUUGGUGUCGCUUUCUCCUAUUGGAUCAACUACGGUGUCACCUUCAUGAAUGCUUCCAGAGGUGCUAUUCAAUGGAGAAUCCCAAUCGGUUUCCAAUUGGUUCCUGUCGGUUUCAUGGUCAUGCUCCUCCCCAUCCUCAAAGAAUCUCCUCGAUGGCUCGCUAUCAAGCACAAGGAUGAGCUUGCUCUCAAAAACCUUGCUUGGAUCAGAAAACUCCCAGCUUCUGACCCAUCUGUCCAAUUCGAAUUCGCUGAAAUCGUCGCUGCCAUCCGAGAGGAAGAACAAGCUACCUCUGGUGCUUCUUGGCGAGAAAUUGGUGCCAAGGGUAACCCAAUCCGAUUCGUCAUCGCUUUUGUGAUCUUUACUUUGCAACAAUGGUCAGGUCAAAACUCCAUUUCUUACUACGCUCCAACUAUCUUCCAAUCUAUCGGUCUUAAAGGUGCCAAGACCGGUCUUCUUGCGUCCGGUGUCUAUGGUAUCGUCAAGAUCGUCGCCACUGGUAUUUUUAUCGUUUUCGGUGUUGACAGAUUUGGUCGAAAGAAGCCUCUUCUUACUGGUAUCGCUCUUAUGAGUUUGUUCCUUUGGAUCGUCGGUGCUAUUUUCAAGACUCACAUCCCUGACGCUGCAGCUACCACCGUCCCUCCCGCGUCUAUUGGAAUGGCUGUCUGUAUCUACCUCUUUGUCAUUCCUUACUGUUUCUCUGUCGGUCCUCUUCCUUGGGUUAUUUGUUCCGAAAUCUUCAGCAACAGAACUCGACACUACGGUCUUAUGACAGCUGCCGCUACUCAAUGGGCUUGGAACUUCGGUGUCACCAAAGCUACCCCUCUUAUGGUCAUCGCCAUGCCUAACGGUGGAAUUUUCUUCUUCUUUGGCGCUAUCAAUAUCAUCUCUUUCACAUUGGCCUUGUUCUUCUUGCCCGAAACUUCUGGAACAUCCCUUGAGGCAAUGGACAUCAUUUUCGGAUCCGUCACCAAAGAAGAGCGAGAAGCCGAAAUUGCUCGAAGAGCCGGUGCUAUCGAGAAAGCUUUCGAUGAUGAGGAGAAAGGAGUAACCACUCACCAUGAACACAACGAAGACAAGGUAUAA
Messenger RNA from Kwoniella shivajii, 1626 nucleotides. RefSeq lists its product as uncharacterized. Gene Ontology annotation, cellular component: membrane. Gene Ontology annotation, molecular function: carbohydrate:proton symporter activity. The transcript has 4 exons. Bases 1 to 1626 code for a protein of 541 amino acids. Gene Ontology annotation, biological process: transmembrane transport; carbohydrate transport. The record is from RefSeq and is a predicted model, not a curated record. Lineage: Eukaryota; Fungi; Basidiomycota; Tremellomycetes; Tremellales; Cryptococcaceae.